Messenger RNA from Mytilinidion resinicola, 946 nucleotides. RefSeq lists its product as uncharacterized. Bases 239 to 946 code for a protein of 235 amino acids. The transcript is spliced from 4 exons. The record is from RefSeq and is a predicted model, not a curated record. NCBI's taxonomy places the organism in Eukaryota, Fungi, Ascomycota, Dothideomycetes, Mytilinidiales, Mytilinidiaceae.
GCCGACGAUUUUAGACUGAGAGCCAACUCGCUCUCAAUAACCACGUUUUACGAGCAAUACAUAACCCAACCGCUUGGCACAGUGGUGGUUGAUCAAUUUUCUGCAGUCAUUGGUGUGGCCCACGAAAGGGCCAGCCCUCUUUGGGCGGACCACCGCGAAAUAUGUCGGUUUGAAAACACACAAUCAGACAAUUACAAGCAUGUCUUAGCUAGUCUACAAACCAUUGUUGAUGAAUCAUAUGAAGGACACUGUGUCAAAUGCUGGUACUGGUGUUUCGCUCGACGACGCUGAAAGAGCUUGCACAGCAAUCCUGAAUUGUGUUGAUGUGUCGGGAUAUGAAUCCAAUCUGGAUCAGCAUGCAAGUGGCACUUUGCAAUGGGUUUCGAGCGAUCCACAGUACAACAACUGGCUUUCCAAAGACAGCAUGCGGCUACUGUGGGUUACAGGAUUUUCUGGCUGCGGAAAGACAAUUUUGUCUCAUUACCUUGUUGUUCACCUUCAGAAAAUGUUAUCGCCAUCCACAAUAAUCUGCCGAUUCUUUUGCAACGGAAGGAUUGAGAGCCAACGAGACUCCGUCAACCUUCUUCGAAGUAUCAUUUAUCAAAUUGUCAUGCAUCGACGAAAGCUCCUCAGGAUUGUUAGGAGAGCAUCCGAUGCCCAAGGAUUUCAACUCUUCAGCCGUUUCGAUUCCCUAUGGAACCCGUUUUUAGAGAUAUGUCGCCACAAGGGAGACGAGCUGAUCGUUAUCAUCGACGCCAUCGACGAAUGCGAAGAGCAGAUCCAGGUAUCAAUGACCAAACGUAUCGUUAAUCUACUUGGGUCGGAACCCGAAUUCUCGAUCAAGUUUCUUAUAACCAGCAGACCGAAUGUACCUGCUACAUAUGUGCUAAAGAGUGCGGCUAUCCAGUGCAUCAGGCUCAAGUUGGAAGAGAAACAGUCGCAAUAA